UCACUCAUCGUAUAGAAUGGGAGUUCUUUAAUAAAUAAGAGAAUGCCACGUCCCUCGCCCUGCUAAUACCAGUUAUCCGUAUUAUUAAUAAUAUGACAGACGCCUACUAUUAUAUCUAUUUCUAUAAUCAGUCAUGGACCACACAGAAUUCUGUGUCUUCUUUGUUGUGUACAGCAUUGUAAAAAAUGUAAUGACUAAGAAUAAAAAAAAAAAAAAUUAGGCACAUAAUUAGCACAAUAAAAAUAGCAGAGUCGUAUAAAAUAAGGGAACCUAAGGGAACGCCAACAGAAAACACCAUGAAGAUCUCUGGACUGAUCUGUUUGUCCGCCAUGGCCCUCUGUCUGCAGCGAGCCGGCUCCCUUCAGUGCUACUGGUGUCUGACCCCCACCCCCGGCGAUUUGUGUCGGACAAUAAAGAACUGUUCCGAGGAGCAGGCGUGGUGCUUCACGACCGUCAUUGGUCCCACCUCAUCUGGUUAUCCCUUUAAAGGGUCGAGGACAGUAAUCCGUGACUGCGCAGAGACAUGCAAGCAAAGCAACCCCAACAAUCUGGGGACCACGACCCCCACAUACUGCUGCCAGAACGAUACGUGUAACGUGAUGAGCCGAGCCCAGGCGGUGACAACCGGCGACUGGCCGCUCGCCGCGAUCCUAUUGGCUGUUAUCAUUGCGCUUAAAAGGCAGAUGAGCGCGUGACGGUCCCCAGACCUUGGAUGCCGCUUUGUCCCAAGACCAAGACCUUACCCAGUCCAGCGGCAACACCGGAAACCAGGAGAUAAAGUCAACAUCUGGGGAUAUUAUCUGUCUUUUUUUUUUUUUACUUUUAUAGGUUGGACAUUAUAAUUGUGAUGUCAUUCGUAAUAACACUGUGUUCAUUUAUAGUUUUAUGAUUACAUGGGGGCGGCCAUAUCUGCUCAUAACAUAUUCAGGCUUCUUAUUUAGUAGGGCAAUAGAAGUUGGGGGGGGGGGUGUGUUAAAACCUCGUAGUUGAGCUACGGUUGCAGAUUCCCCCUGUUUAGACCCCUGAUAUUUCACCACAGCCCCCUAAAGGGGCUCCUAAAAUAUUGUAAAUAAAUAAAAUUGUAAAAAAUAAUAAAGAUAAAAAUUACUGACAC
Molecule: messenger RNA, 1114 nt
Organism: Rana temporaria (common frog)
Lineage: Eukaryota; Metazoa; Chordata; Amphibia; Anura; Ranidae
Product: secreted Ly-6/uPAR-related protein 1-like
Exons: 3
Coding region: 297-695 (132 amino acids)
Source: RefSeq, a predicted model, not a curated record